UCGUCCCUUUGCGCUGGUCGUUGGUCGUCGGUCUCCCACUCGGGGCCCGGCUAAAACGACACAACACGCUCGCGUUACGCGCGUGUACGAAUCCACGGGAUCCUCGAACACACUUAAAAUCCGCGGGGUAUAAAGGCUUGCAAGACCUGUUUCCGUGAUAGCCGUGUCCCGAGGAAUCCUGUCGCGAGCUGCUCGUCCAGGAAUAGACACUAGGAACAGUCCUUCUCAGUCCGCAGCUCCGCAAGGUUUUCGGUACCACAUCACCCCCGCAAGAUUCUCAAAACGAUGUUGCUCCUCGCCAUGUUCCUGCCACUGUUGGCAGCAGCGCCACUGAACCCGUCUCUGGAGAACUACGCGUUGGACAUCGAGAACGGGACACUGAGGAGCGUACGGUUUUCCGGGGACACCGUCGAGAGCCUCGAUCUCUCGAGCAUGGGGAUCCAGAGGCUGGAGAAGAACGCGCUGGACGACGUGGCUAACCUAAAGUCCCUGAAUCUGGCGAACAAUUCCCUCCAGUCCCUGCCGGAGUUCGUAUUCUCGAACCUGACCAACCUGGAGUACUUGAACCUGGCCGAGAACGAACUGUCCAGCCUGGAGAACUUGUUCGUCCGGCUGGAGAGGCUUCGCGUGCUGAACGUGUCCUGCAAUCCCGUGAUGCACCUGCGCAGAGGGCAUCUGUUCGGUCUGACCAAGUCCACGACGAUACUGACCGGCGGUAACGUGUUCUGGAGCAUCAGCACCGGCACGUUCACGAACUCGUUCCUGAAGAACGAGGAGGAGACGAUGCAGCUGGAUAGAAUGAAGGCGGAGGCAGACAUCGAGCAGAGGAACCGUGAGAAGGAGAGGACGAUGGAGACGAACAAGGAGGACGCGGCUCUCGAGCUUCAAUGCUCGCCGCCGAACAAGAUACCGUUGACGGAGGACCUGACGUUGAAAUUGUGCAUGCCGGACAAGAUGAUCGUGUCGUUGGAGCCGUUGGAUAAGGGCACGAAGAUCGCGGCUGGUAGUCAGUGCACGGAGGUGCCCGUGAACGCGAAAGAAAAGAAGGUGAGCCUGCGGGGUUUGGGCAUCAAAGGGUUCCACGAACGCUGGUACCAGCUGCAAUACCUACCCAUAGUCUCCUUGGAUCUGUCCCACAACGACAUAGCGGAGAUCUCCAAGGAGAUGCUCAACGACCUACCGGAGGACCUGAUCUACGUGAACCUAAUGGAGAACAACGUGAGAGGUAUCUACGACCAGGUGAUCGAGAACAGACACCUGAGGAUGUUGAAUCUGAAGAACAACCUCAUAGGGAACAUAGAGGAAGGGGCUCUUCGGAGGACCAACCUGACCCGUCUGUUCCUCGCUGGAAAUCAACUGGACGAUCUGUCCUUCGUCACCAGUCUGCCCCAAACUCUCACAGAACUAGUACUGUCUGGUAAUCAGAUCGCCGCGAUACCUGACGGCAUCUUCCUGAACCUUCCUGGUUUGGUGUUCUUGAACCUGGCCAACAACAAGAUCACCCAGUUGCAAGAGAACGUCUUCAAGAACCUGGACUCUCUGCGUAUGCUGAUCCUGACGAGUAAUAGUCUGCAUCGGAUCGAACAUUCAGCGUUCAGGGAUCUGAAGCAGCUGACCACGCUGUACCUUCAUCGAAACUCGCUGACCAGGCUGGAGAAGGGAACGUUCGCCGAACUGGGGAGCCUGAAGGACCUGAAUCUGGCCUGGAACAAGCUGAAGACUAUCACCAGGGACACGUUCGCCUGUCUGCCGCCAUCUCUAGACUUCCUGCACGUCGACUACAACGAGAUCGACAGUCUAGAGGCUGGCAGCUUCGACGACGUUCCUCGAGUCACCCUGAGUCUGACCGGGAACAAGAUUUCGAACAUUCCGAAGGGCGCCUUCAACCUGCCGACGCUUCGUGACUUGCAUCUGAACAACAACACUCUGACGACCAUCGACGGUGACAGCUACGAGGGACUGCCACGACUAACGCGACUAUGGCUCACCGAGAAUCGGAUCGACGAGAUAUCGAAAGGCUCCUGCAAGAAUCUCGCCAGCCUGAACGUGCUGGACAUCUCGCGGAAUCCGUUCCAACGACUGGCCAACGGCGCCCUCUAUGGGCUGAGCUCGGUCAGAGGCAAUUUCCUGUACAUUUACAACAAUCAGCUGACGGAAAUCCAGGGCGGGGUGUUCGACGAUGUUUAAUCGAAUCUACGCCUUAUCGGACCCGGAAGAUUUAUACGCGUUCACUUUCUACGAUAGGCUCGAUCCUGCGAUAUGAACGAGGGAUCCUGUUGCGCCCCAGUUGCGAGGACGAGUAUCCCCCGGGUAAUCGACGCUGUUAAUUAUCGCCAUUUGUGUCCACACUUUCCUCGAGUUGGAUAUUCCUUAUCUCGUCACGAGGCUUCGUGAGUCAUCGAAAGGGAACCUCGACUGUACGACGAAAUGAAAU
Messenger RNA from Colletes gigas, 2434 nucleotides. RefSeq names its product leucine-rich repeat-containing protein 15-like. Gene Ontology annotation, molecular function: protein binding. NCBI's taxonomy places the organism in Eukaryota, Metazoa, Arthropoda, Insecta, Hymenoptera, Colletidae. The transcript is spliced from 2 exons. The record is from RefSeq and is a predicted model, not a curated record. The coding region runs from base 286 to 2187 and encodes 633 amino acids. Gene Ontology annotation, cellular component: extracellular matrix.